Messenger RNA from Scutellospora calospora, 598 nucleotides. NCBI's taxonomy places the organism in Eukaryota, Fungi, Glomeromycota, Glomeromycetes, Diversisporales, Gigasporaceae. The record is from the annotation of a GenBank genome assembly.
CCCAUUAAUGAUCGUUAUUCCUAUGGAAAUGGCGUUUCUAAUACGUUUGCCGCUGCCACUGACGUAUACGCAUUUUUACAAAUCUUUUUCCAAGAGUUCCCUAAAUUCGCCCAUUUAGAUUUCCAUAUUGCUGGUGAAUCGUAUGCUGGACAUUAUAUACCCGCCAUAGCAGCAGAAAUAAAUAAUAAUAAUAAAGGAACUUCAUCUUGGAUUCUUGCUAAUCAACCAAAGGAUCUUAAAAAUAUUAAUCUUGAAUCUAUCUUAAUCGGAAAUGGAUUAGUAGAUCCUUUAGUUCAAUAUAAAUAUUACGCAGAUAUGGGUUGUAAAUCAUCUUAUGGACCAGUAUUAGAAGAAUCUACAUGUCAACGAAUGAGAGAUGCUUAUCCUCAAUGUGCAUCUAUGAUUCAAAGAUGUUAUGAUUCAUCAAACGCACUUUCAUGUUUACCAGCAUCUAUGUAUUGUAAUCGAGAAAUGAUUCAACCUUAUCAACAAACUGGUAAAAAUGUUUAUGAUGUAAGAAAAGAUUGUGAAGGAGGUAAUUUGUGUUAUCCAAUCUUGCAAGCCAUUGAGAAAUAUUCUAAUAGGGACGAUGUUAAAC